GUUCGGGGAUCGGUGGUGCUGACUGAAGUCGCUGCCUUUGCUCUCCGUCCUCGGCGGCUGGUGCAGGGAGGGGUCAGCAUGGCGUGGCCGCCACCCUCUUCUUCUCCUUCUCCUGGACCGCAGUGGUAGCAGCCAGGCUUUCCCUUCCCUCCUUCCGUCGUCACCACCGCCAUCGUCCUCCGCUGCCGCGGCUGGCCUCCGUCCCUUGGGUGCUAUGACCGCGGAAGUGCCCGGGCCCCCGGGCCUCCUCGUCCUCCGGCUCUUACCGCCGCUUAUUUUGCUUCUGGGGGCGCCGGAAUCGUCAGCCGGAGAACUAAGAUCCCCGGCGGCGUCGGGUGUGGAAUCGCUGCUGGAGGAGUUCCGCCGCCAGCUGCAGCUUGAGAGGGAUCCGUCCGGCGGCCGCAGCGAUGAGCUGGAGGAAGCGGCCGGUCGCUGCCGAGGAGGGACUGAAGAACUAGCCGGCAGCGGCGGGAGUUUCUUCUCGGUCAGGUCCGAUUCCAUCAUCCGCACCAAGGACUCCAUCGCAGCGGGUGCCACCUUCCUCGGCUCUCCGGGCUCGGUGGCUGCUCCCAGGCAUUGCCUGGAUGCCUGCUGCGCCGAUGCCCUCUGCACCCUCGCCGUCUUGCAGCAGCAGCAGCAGCCGGCCUCGGCCCGCUGCUAUCUCUUCAACUGCACCUACCGCGGCCGCGCCGUCUGUGUCUUCUCCCCUCAGCGCGGCUACAAUAGCUACUUCCUGGAACCCACCAGCCAUCCUCCUCCGGCUUUGGAAACUGAUGAGCCUCCUCUUAGCAAGGCAGGAGAAGAUAUUAUUCUUCAACUACCUGUUGACUGGGUUAUUCUGGAUGGCAGAGAAAGUGUGGAUGACCAUGGAAUCAUACGAUAUGAGUGGACAUUACUUCAAGGUGUAUCUUCCGUUGAUAUGCAGGUACCUCAGCCAGGAACACUGAAGCUCUCUCAUAUGCAAGAAGGAAAAUAUACACUGCAGCUGACUGUGACUGACACAGCUGGCCAAAGGAGUUCAGAUAACGUCUCAGUGACAGUACUUCCAAUGAUUCAUGCUGAAUUAGGUUGUGCUGGGAAAUGUUCCCGAUACCAGUUCCUCUGUGAUGACGGCUGUUGCAUUGACAUCACUUAUGCCUGUGAUGGAGAGAACCACUGUCCUGAUGGGUCAGAUGAAGCUUUUUGCCAUAAAUAUAAUUCAGGACAGAGUGCAAUAACUCACAUAGACAAUAUUCAACAAAAUUCAGUUGAAUUUAUGAAAAAAGCCAAUAAAGACCUUACAUUUGAAAUCACCCAGACAAGUGCACUAAGCAGUCAAGCACUUGAACCAGAGAAAAUCAAACUAUCACCCUCUCAGGGACCAAAGAAACAACUUACAGGGUUUAUACCAGAGCAGUGCUUGCUCCCCCUAGCCAUGGGCUCAUGCAACAGACACCUCCCUCGCUGGCAUUUUGAUGCUUUUUCAGGCACCUGCAUGCAUUUCAUCUAUGGUGGUUGCAAAGGCAAUGAAAACAACUUUCUUCAAGAAUCUGACUGUCUUGCUGAAUGUGUAAAAGUUCAUGAUUCUAGAAUCUCAGGGAAAGACACAGAUAAGAAUGACAAUAAUAUUGUGAGCUUGAAGAGCACUCAGAUUGAAAAGAGCCUUCCAAUCCCAGAAACAGGUGCUGUACUUCCACUGGCUUUGGGGUUAGCCAUCACUGCUUUGCUGCUACUCAUGGUCGCUUGCCGUUUGCGAUUAGUCCGGCAGAAAUUAAAGAAAGCGCGACCUACUACAUCUGAGGAGUCAGAUUACCUCAUAAAUGGAAUGUAUCUCUAGACUAGAGCAAGAUUCAGGAUACUUUUUUUUUUGCUAUCAAGCUUUCUCACAAAAGUGUGCCUCUUGCAUCUCACAAUUCUCUUUUUAAAAGUGAAAACUGUGUUACCAAAAUAAGCAGCCAUCUUCCCAAAAUUUUUUCAAGGCCUGUGAUAGAUGAACACCAAUUGUUUUUCAAACUUGGUAAUUUGAAGACGUGUGAAUUUCAACUCCUGGAGUUCCCCAACCAGUGUGGAAUUCCAGGAGUUGAAGUUGACACCCCUUCAAAUACCAAGGUUAAGAAACACUGAUGUACACACUUGUAAUGGCAUGUGAUCGCUUUCACCAAUAUGCUGUCCUCCAGGUGUUUUGAUCUACAAUGCCUUUCAUUCCCAAGCCAACUGGAGGCUCUAGUAUGAAAUUACUUUAAGAAUAGCUUAUAAUGGAGGUAUGAGCUAAUCCAAUUUAUCUAUUGCAAUCCCAUCGAAACAAAAUCACAUUACUGGUGAAUAAGUGCAAUACCACUAUAGCUUAAAAUACAUUAAGUGUACAAAAGAUUUUCUUUUAAACUUAUCCUCGCUUUACACUCUAAUUUAGCCAUUUCCAUUUUGCAAAUUGGUUUUGUAUGGUGAUAAAACCCAAUUUAAAAUACUGGAAGCUAGUGGUUAAUCCAUGCUCCUGGAGUAGCAUGAUGUCCUGUUGCAGUGGCCCACAUCACAGCAGAUACCGAUACAGCAGCCACAUCUAAUCCAAAUAUGUAUUUUUGUUAGAGCUUUGACUCAUUAUAGGGCAUUACUUUCCAAACUCUUUUAAGUAGAGCUCGCUUUUCUUUUAAUGUGACAUUAUGAUCUAGUCAAAGUAUUUUCCCAUGAAAAAUUGCACUUGAAAUAUAUAAAUGGAGAUUUGGAAUUCACGCUUCAGCUUCCUUUUCUACAAUGAAUGUGGGCAGACACUGUACACCUAAAAACAUCCUAUUGGUUUCCACAGAGGAUGCAAGGGAGCUUACUUGAUGGAAAUGAUGUACUGUGUAACAUGGUGAGAGUGAUAAAAAAUGACACAAUUUGCAUCCUGUGUGCGAUGUCACUACACCUGAAAAAUCAUGUUGACUUCAGUUGGAUGGCUAUGAAGCAAUCCACUCCUCUGAAUGAACUAGGAAAUCAGGCAUACAGUUCUCAUUAUGUCGCAUGACAGUUCUGACAUCCACAGUACUUUGCCUUGUUCUUCUCAGUGCAGCCAGACUCUGCUCGACUGUAAUCAGACAGUACUAGAUCAUCUUUGGGAAACUGCAGUCUCAACUUAUGCAUUGGAAAUCUUUUGUUUGCAGAGGAGCACCAAUUUUAGUCUCUCUUUUAUCUCUGAGGAAGGCACGAGUUUCACCAUAUUAUUUAAAUUAGCUGUUCUAUUUUAAUCUUCCAAUGUUGGUGAUAAAUAUAACCUUAGAUUUAUAUUUCUUUCUCCUUACAGGAUUUCAAUCCUUUCUAUUUUCAUUUCUGCCUUUUUCAAACACUUUAAGAAUAUCUGUAACUUUAACUUCAGAGUACACAGGCAUGUGAAUUAAGUACUGUAUAUGUCCACAAUUCUUUAAAGCAGCCAUAUGGGUCAUGGGAAGCUAGAAAGGAAACAUACAUUUUAAAGAGUUGCAGAUAAAUCCUUUAUUUAAUGCUUUUGCUCACUCCAAAGCACCUUAUUGGAACUGAACCUGAAGCGCUGCACAUUCCUAAUUAAAAGUAGCAAUACAAGUAAGCCAUUAAUAAAUUAGCAGUACAAUUUCAUUUCAAAACAGCUGUUAGUAAAAAAAAA
Messenger RNA from Ahaetulla prasina, 3592 nucleotides. It is a transcript of the gene LRP11, whose product is annotated as LDL receptor related protein 11. Gene Ontology annotation, molecular function: protein binding; serine-type endopeptidase inhibitor activity. Lineage: Eukaryota; Metazoa; Chordata; Lepidosauria; Squamata; Colubridae. Bases 215 to 1816 code for a protein of 533 amino acids. The transcript has 8 exons. The record is from RefSeq and is a predicted model, not a curated record.